AUGUCGUCCCUCAUGUCGCGAAAAGCCGGUCGCGCCGAACCAGCAAAACCAAGGUUUGCGCGACCCAAUCCCGUCAGAGCCAUGCGCGAGCGCGAAGAGCGUCGCCAAGCUGCUGCCGCCGCCGCCCAGAAGGGCCAGUCUGCGUCCGCGGCCAACAAGCAGGGUGCCGUCGCCCCCCCUGCCCGCCAGCAGUGUCCCAACAAGGCCUGUCCCAAGCCCAAUGUCGUCGACGGUACCUGCCAGACCUGUGGUCGUGUUGCCGAUGACAGCAACAUUGUCGCCGAAGUCCAGUUUGGCGAAACGUCCUCGGGUGCCGCCAUGGUCCAGGGUUCCUAUAUUGGUGCCGACCAGGCUGGUGUCCGUAGCAUGGGCCCUGCCUUUCGACGAGUCGGUGGCUCCGAAGACAGGGAAAAGAGCAUCAGGGAAGCCCGUGGCUUGAUGCAGGGUUAUGCUCAGCAGCUCAACGUUUCCGAUAGUCUGGUGGCCGCUGGCACGCAAGUCUUCAAGCUCGCAUCAGGUGCCAACUUUAUUCAGGGCCGCACGCUCGCCAGUGUUGCUGCCGUCUGUCUAUACGCUGCCUGCCGAGCCGAGCCGCCAUGCAAGGUCAUGCUCAUCGAUCUGGCUGAUUUGGUACAGCUCAACGUCUUCAAGCUCGGUAGAAUCUUCAAGAAGCUCAAUGAAGUCGUACCGAUCGGCAACGAUGGCCUGAUUCCCGUAUAUCCCGAGGAUCUGAUCUGGAGAUUUGCGACCAAGAUGGAGUUUCGCCAGGAGACUGCCAAGGUCGCCGAAGAUGCUGUGCGCCUCGUCAAGCGCAUGAGCCGAGACUGGAUGGUCAUGGGACGACGACCCUCGGGCAUCUGCGGUGCCUGCCUGCUCAUGGCCGCGCGUAUGCACAACUUUCGCCGCACCGUCCGCGAGGUCGUCUACAUUGUCAAAGUCACCAACCACACGAUCCAGAACCGACUGCAGGAAUUCAAUUUUACAGAGUCGAGUCAAAUGUCGGUGGAAGACUUUUUGAAGCAGGAUUUUCUGGAAAGUUCACACGAUCCACCAUCAUUCUACAGAAAAACCGACGAAUACAGAGCACAGCAAGAAGGGAAAGCCAACAAGCGAAAGCGAAACGAAGCCUCAGGCGAUGACCAGGAUGAGCCCGCUGCACCACCGCCUGGACCCGUUGUUAGGACGCGGCGAGGCACAGAUGCUGGUGCGGACCUUUCCAGCGCGCCUCAGUUGAAGUUUCGUCGCGAUGCCGACGGCUUCAUUAUCCCGCUCCAUCCUUCGCAGAUUCCCAAAGAUAUGCCUCCAGUCCCCGUUCAGGAAGAAGCGCCCGAGGCGACUGAGGGAGACGACGACUUGCAAAAAUUAGCCACUGAAUUCGGCGACGCUCUCGACGAAGAAAUGGAGCAAGAAGAGGGCGCUGCAUCUGGCAAGGAGAAGAAGAAAAAGGCCCAGCUCCCCAUCAACGAGGAAUGGGAGCAAGACGAGCAAGAUCUCGAAGGUCAAAUCGAAGAAAUCUUCAACGAUCCGCUGACCUACGAACACGCUCUCGCCUACUCCAACGCCGAACAGCGCGCACGAAUCCACUCGUCAUGGGCUCUGCAACAACGUCCCCAGAAGGAAGUCUCCAUGUCUGUCGAGAUUGAUGAAGAUGAGUUUGCCAAUGAUCCGGAAGUACGCAACUGCCUGCUCUCACCCGAGGAAGCACAGAUCAAGGAGAUGAUUUGGGUCAACCAGAACAAGGAAUGGCUGCGCCAGCACCAAGAAAAGGUCUUUCGCCGCAAAAUGGAGGCGGAGCGGCCCAAGCAAACGCGUCGACGCAGGAAGCGCGCGCGCAUCGGCGAGGGCCAGACCAGUCCGGCUAGCUCAGCGGCAGAGGCCGCCGUCAGCGUGGCCAAGGACCGCGCGUGGUCGAAGCGCAUCAACUAUGAUGCUAUCCGAAGCAUCUUUGAUGUGCCUGAUGUUGGCGGCCUGGGCUCUGCGGCUACGAGUCGCAAGACGAGUCUCGCAGGUAGCACACUCGGUGGCGACGACGACGAGGCGCCUGAAGAUAGUGACGCGGGCGACGACGAGGCGCAAGAUGAGGAUGCAGAGGGGGCCCAUCAAGAAGACUAUGAAGGAUUUGCCGAGGACGAUGAUAAUCCUGAUUUGGAUGAAGAGUACGGCCUACAUGACGACUAA
This is a messenger RNA of Akanthomyces muscarius, 2178 nucleotides long. RefSeq lists its product as uncharacterized. Gene Ontology annotation, cellular component: transcription preinitiation complex; nucleus; transcription factor TFIIIB complex. The record is from RefSeq and is a predicted model, not a curated record. Gene Ontology annotation, biological process: DNA-templated transcription initiation; transcription preinitiation complex assembly; transcription by RNA polymerase III. The transcript has a single exon. Lineage: Eukaryota; Fungi; Ascomycota; Sordariomycetes; Hypocreales; Cordycipitaceae. The coding region runs from base 1 to 2178 and encodes 725 amino acids. Gene Ontology annotation, molecular function: RNA polymerase III general transcription initiation factor activity; RNA polymerase III type 3 promoter sequence-specific DNA binding; TBP-class protein binding.